UCGUAAAUAUUGUGAUGUGCCUCUACUUAUAACAUAAGGCUUCCCAGCACAACCGAAUGCAAGACGAUUAUGCACUUUUAAGUAUUCUACACAACCGUGAGGGUGUCUAGUAACUUGCUGAUAACUCAUCAUUAAAGACCUGACUGUUUCCUUUAAUGGACAUCAUAAGAAAAAAAGAUAUUCAAAAUUUUUAACAUAAACUCAGGCAAUUAAAUACUUAGAUCAAUAAAAAAUUGUGUGGUUUGCGGAAUACUUGUGAAUAAUGGAUACAUUUAUGAAGUUUUAUUUCGAAGAAGUGUUCUGUAAUAUAAAUCGGGAUGGUUUAAAUGAGAGGUUCAAAAGACGGGAGCUUGUUGAAUAUUUCAACACAGUUAUCACUGGAUGUGCUAGAGGUCAAAACUUAUCAGAUAGCAUGACAUGCAAAAAUUUGGUACUAUCCACACUAAGGUAUCAUAAUAACUGCAAAAUGAAUAAUGGCGAUGUUUGCCUCAUGGGCAAAUAUCAUAAUCUACUGUAUAUUGCUAUGAAGUUGGCAUUUGAUUGGAGUCUACAAGAUAAUGGAGUAGUGGCUGCGUUACUUGAUGAAAUAUACACAUGCGAGAAGACAUUUGAGAGAAUAUUUUUAGGAGCCAUAUUUGGUACAUCAGCACCUCAUUUUCUAGCUGGUUGGAAAUCUGACUUCGCGGAUAAAGAAGAGAAUGUCCACGCAUUAGUGUUCUUUCUAGAUCAUGCUACAAACGCUUGUCUUGAAUACACCGAAGAAAAUAUCACAUAUCGCUUUAUAGAUGUACCUUUAGAGAGUUGUGGGAAAGCAUCGCCAGUAAGAGUGGUCAUACAAAUGGGAUUAUCGGAAAUGCUAAUGAUUCUAUUAAGGUUUGGAGCUAGAAUCGCAAGUGAUGCAUCUACGAAUCCUGCUGAAUCUAUUUUAGACAGGCUUAAAGAAUAUAACAGGGUAUAUCCGUACGAACUUGUAUCGUGUUUGAAAUUAAUAUUACGAGCAACACCUAAAAUAGAAUUUACAGUAGAUAAACAGGUUUUCAAGGAUUUGGAGCUACCAGAUGAUUAUAAUUAUCAAAGAAGAAUAGUUUUGGAGAAAUAUGGUGAAAUUCUUGAAGAUCGUUUGAUACCCAGUUCAAGGUGUGGACUUAGGCCUGUAGAGUUGAAACAUCUUUGCAGAUGUUGUGUAAGAGAAAUGUUAUGGAAAAAUUUCGAGUUACCAUUCGGUAUACAGAAACUUCCGAUUCCGGUGGCUUUAAGGAGAUACCUUGAUUUGUGUGACGAUUAAAGUUUUUAUAUUUACAUAUCUUAUUUAUUAUUUGUGUAGAA
Molecule: messenger RNA, 1326 nt
Organism: Achroia grisella
Lineage: Eukaryota; Metazoa; Arthropoda; Insecta; Lepidoptera; Pyralidae
Gene: stops
Exons: 3
Coding region: 263-1285 (340 amino acids)
Biological process (GO): intracellular signal transduction
Source: RefSeq, a predicted model, not a curated record